AUGGAUUCCUGUCCUCAAGAAAUAGUCUCAAAAGUCGAUUGCAGUUCGACCUUGACGGGUUGCGGUAAAACGCUCCGCGCUCAAUUUGCUCCUACACAGCAAAGGCUGGAAUUAACACUCGAGCAGUCGCGGUCACUUGCAACUGUUAUUGAGGGCGAUAAAAGUCUUGCGCGUCAUUUCGGUGUUCCUCUUGCUAGUGACUCUAUGACGGGGAAGAUUGACCCAUUAUUUGGCAAACUUCAACUUAUAAGAGACGAUGAAGGGAAAGUUGACAAUACUAUUUGCUGGCUCGAUAUUGUUCUCGCACCUUCGUAUAAGCCAGCGCGUCGAGAGGAUGGCUAUUAUUAUUUACAGCUUGAUGGACGCAGUGGAUUGAUUCAGGUGUCAGAAUCAGACCACAACUUUAUCGAGUCUGGCCUUCCUCAAAAACUCAUUAAUCCACGCUCAUAUCCGAGCGAUGUACAGUCUGAGGAAGAGACUAUGCGGUUAGUCGAGGGGUUGUUAUUGAAUUUGAACCAACUUGCCUCACAGAUCAUCGACCUGAACAAUGAAUGCCGGGAAAAAAUCAGCCAAAGGCUUGAGAUUCUCAGGCAAUUUAGCGGCGGCUACUCUCAAAACACUCAGCGGGUCCACGAUAAAUCGAAUCAUGUAGACCUGCAGACCACUGAGCCUCCAGAGCCGGCAACACCAAAGGGAAUCAGAAAACGCAAGCUACCUUCUACAUGGGAGCCGGAGGAACUAGAUCGUUUACCCCGGUGGUUCGGGGAUCACAAGCAUCUAACGAAGAAACAAGUUGAGGCUGAAUUCAAGAAGGACUUCGGUAGAUUUCGAACCUUUGGUGCGAUCAUGGCCGCACACUAUCGGGCAAGAAAUGAGCAUGGAACGCAUCGUGUAGGGUUGAAGCGGAAACUCCACCCCGAUGAUUCCCUACCACCCUCAACGGCCAUUGAAUCCGCUCGUGUUGCAGUACCCGACCGCAUCUAUCCAUCCUUACCAACGUCCGAUUCAUGUUCCAGACCUUCCGUGUCCUUUUUGCCUCCUCUCAGAAGCCUCUGCAGUCCGGGAACAUCGAACGGUGGAACCACUGAGAAGCAGUGUACGGAGUCGCCCCACCGAACCACACACAUCGAAACAGUAACUCCUCGAGAAACGGCAGAAAGGCCUUUGUGGAAGGAUUGCUCUUUUUCCAGCACUUCAAGAGCCGAGGUAGAAGAUUUCGCUCCAACGGGUACCGCUAUCCUCAACCCCGAGCAGACCACAAGGGACGGCAGAUCAUCACGAAGAGGACACCAGUCGAUCCAACCCUGUCCUAUCGAUACUCGAGAGGGGAAUAACACUCUCCGCCAUGACAGCCCGAUUGAUUCCCUCGAGCACGUGGAAGGGGACACCGCUGUCGAUCAUCAUGGACUCUCCGGCCAGCAACACAGCGUGAGCGCUUCCAACGAAGGCUCUCCCGGGAUGCCAUCAGAUGGAAGUUGGGUCAAUCCUGAUUCUCCAAGUUUCGUAUCCGGACAAGAUACGCUAGAUGGUAGAGGAGGUUUGACUGCGGCCAAUAGAUUGCCGCUCCCGAUCUACCCUGACACCGGUCCUCAAGUGAUGCCACCAAUUGAUCAGGUUCUCAAUGGACAGUUAUGCCUAUAA
Aspergillus affinis is the source of this 1641-nucleotide messenger RNA. RefSeq lists its product as uncharacterized. The record is from RefSeq and is a predicted model, not a curated record. NCBI's taxonomy places the organism in Eukaryota, Fungi, Ascomycota, Eurotiomycetes, Eurotiales, Aspergillaceae. Bases 1 to 1641 code for a protein of 546 amino acids. The transcript has 3 exons.